AUGAAUAGUGCGGCUCUUAGCUUAGCUGCGUCCAUGUUUGAAGGUGGUGGUUCUGAUAGUGAUCCUUUAUCUGACACAGAUGCUGAAUUAUAUAUUCUUGGAAUAAAAUAUAGAACUCCGAAUGAUACAUAUGCAAUUCUUGAUGAUGUUGUUAGUAGAUUUUGGUUUACAUAUCGAACUGGAUUUGCACCCAUUGGUGGUUCAUCAGGUCCGACAAAAGAUACAGGAUGGGGUUGUAUGAUGCGUUGUGGACAAAUGAUGUUAGCUGAAGGUUAUUUAAGAUUUUUUCUACCUGCAGGAAGAUAUUUUCGAUGGCGUCCAAAUAUAACUGAUCCAAUGUAUUGGGAUAUAUUAAACAUGUUUAUUGAUAAACGUCAUUCAUCAUAUUCUAUCCAACAAAUAGUACAAAUGGGACAUUCAGAAGGAAAAGAUAUUGGACAAUGGUUUGGUCCGAAUACAAUUGCUCAAGUACUUAGACGAAUUGCUUCGAAUGAAUUCGAGAAACAAGUUAAUGUACAUGUUGCAAUGGAUAAUACACUUGUACUCGAUGAAAUACGUAAAUUAUGUCAAAUUAAUUCAAAAGUUCGAAAAACAACAAAAAAAACGAAUGAUACACAAAAUGGCUGGAAACCAUUAGUGGUUAUUAUUCCGUUACGAUUAGGUUUAAGUGAUGUGAAUGUAGAAUACAUUGAUCAACUUAAGUUAUGUCUUCGAUUGCCACAAACACUUGGUUGUAUUGGUGGAAAACCAAAUCAUGCACAUUAUUUUAUUGGUUAUUUAGAUACUGAUGAAUUGUUAUAUCUUGAUCCACAUGUUACACAAUCACAUGUUGAUACAACUAUAACAGCAGAUGAUACAUCUUAUCAUUGUGAUAGAGUGAAUCGAAUGAAAUUUUCUAGCCUUGAUCCAUCUCUUGCAUUAGCAUUUGCAUGUAAAACUGAAAUUGAAUUUGAUGAUUUAAUUGCCAAAUUAAAACAGAAUCUUCCUCCGAAACCAAUGUUUGAAAUAUGUGAAUCGAAUCCAUUUGAUAUGCAUAAUAAAAAAGCCGAGCAUCAUGAAGUUAUAACGCUGGAUUCUGAUGAUGAUUAUGAAAUUGUAUAA
This is a messenger RNA of Adineta steineri, 1101 nucleotides long. The record is from the annotation of a GenBank genome assembly. Lineage: Eukaryota; Metazoa; Rotifera; Eurotatoria; Adinetida; Adinetidae.